Molecule: messenger RNA, 597 nt
Organism: Exophiala spinifera
Lineage: Eukaryota; Fungi; Ascomycota; Eurotiomycetes; Chaetothyriales; Herpotrichiellaceae
Exons: 2
Coding region: 1-597 (198 amino acids)
Biological process (GO): regulation of vacuole fusion, non-autophagic
Cellular component (GO): late endosome; phagocytic vesicle; fungal-type vacuole membrane
Molecular function (GO): GTP binding; GTPase activity
Source: RefSeq, a predicted model, not a curated record
AUGGCGCAGGUCAUUAUCCUCGGUGAUAGCGGCGUAGGCAAGACGAGUUUGAUGAAUCAAUAUGUAAACAAGAAAUUUUCCACGUCCUACAAAGCCACCAUCGGCGCGGACUUCUUGACCAAGGAAGUCAACGUCGACGACAGAAUCGUGACGCUCCAGCUUUGGGACACGGCCGGCCAAGAACGCUUCCAGUCGCUGGGAGUCGCCUUCUACCGCGGCGCGGACUGCUGCGUGCUCGUCUACGAUGUCAACAGCGCAAAGUCGUUCGAGACGCUCGACUCCUGGCGCGACGAGUUCCUCAUCCAAGCGUCGCCCCGCGAACCCGAGACUUUCCCCUUUGUCGUGCUGGGCAACAAGAUCGACCAGGGCGAGGAGCGGAGGAUGAUCUCCCAGAAGCGAGCCAUGGCCUAUUGCCAGUCGCGCGGGCAGAUGCCCUACUUCGAGACCAGCGCCAAGGAGAGCAUCAACGUCGAGCAGGCCUUUGAAGUCAUCGCCCGCAACGCCCUGGCGCAGGAGGAGAGCGAGGAAUAUGGCGGCGAUUUCUCAGACCCGAUCAAUAUCAACCUCGACCAAGGAAGGGAAGGCUGUGCAUGUUAA